AUGUUUAUAGACGCAGUUAACCAUGUAAUAGAGACAAAGAAACGAGGAGCUUUUAUAGUAGAUAUUGAAGAUAUUCUAUAUUAGAAAAUUCCACAUAUUGGUUUAGUAUAUAUUGUAACUCAUGAUUUAGCAGAGAAAGGUUAACUCUAUAUAAGUGAGUAUGGUGAAAAACUAAAAAAUAGAGUAUUAUUUGCAACAUUUCCUAGGACAGGAAAUUCGUUUCUAAGAUAGUAUUUUGAAGACAUAACAAAUAUUGUUACUGGAUCAGAUAUGGACUUCUCAGCAACUUAUGAAGUAUGUUUGAACGGUUUCAAAGGUGAGGGAUACCUAGACGAUAGAGUAUGGAUCUAAAAGAGUCACUAUCCAAUGUAAACUUUUCAUGUUGGAAUGAGCAAGGCUAACAGAGUAAUCACGACUAUCAGAAAUCCUCUUGACACUACUAUAUCCUGUUACGAGCUUUUUUGCACACAUAUGCAAUCAUUUUGCUUCUCAGAUUAAUAUUACGAAGAAAAAAGAGAUCAUUUCACUAAAUUUCUCCAAAGUAAUUUAAUUGCUUAUCAGUAGUAUGUGAAGCAACUCUAGGAAGAGAGCUUAGAGUAAGGUGUUCCCUUUUAUUAUGUAAGAUAUGAAGACUUGCUUGUUAAGCCAUAGGAGACUUUAGAAGAGCUAUUUAAAUAUAUGUUAGGUGUUGAGAAUAUAGAAGGCACUUUAAUUCAAUAAUAAAUAGUAAAAGCAGUAAAGAAAAUGAAUAAAGGAAAAACAAUUUACAAGAUACAGCAAAUAGGGAUCAACAAGCACAGAAAAAAGUUUAAUGAUGAUAUGAUUGAUUGGGUGGCAAAAGAGCUCCAUUGGUUUAAUCAUUAUUUUGGGUACACAAAAUCAAAUGAUGAUGAGAAUAGCUUUGAUAUUCUCUAAUAUGACUAAACAAAUAGUGGUCAGGAUAUUUAUCUUUAGUACCUUUAUCACAAUAUUGAUGCCAUGAAGCAAUCUCUAAGUGGGAAUGUCGAGAAAUGGUUCACAGUCUAUAGACCAGAAAAAGCAAUGAAAUAUAUGAUUGAUUUCUAAGGCCCAAUUAAUCUCCCUUGA
This is a messenger RNA of Stylonychia lemnae, 1086 nucleotides long. Lineage: Eukaryota; Ciliophora; Spirotrichea; Sporadotrichida; Oxytrichidae. The record is from the annotation of a GenBank genome assembly.